AUGUCGAGUCACUACCGAAAUUUGUCUCCUAGUCGAGUCCGACACUCCAUGAUUGAUCACAUGAGAGCGUCAACCGGCAUGGUAGAACUAACCUCCUACGACCCUUGUGAUGCGCCUAGGCGCUACGACUACACCGAGUACCCGUCUGAUACUGGAUACGUCAGUGCCUUUGGGUACCACUCAGGACGACCAUUGAAACUCGAAGCCCACCAAGUUUCCACCCAUCGAGUCCGUGAUUCAUCUGCAUCAGCCAAAAAACGCACUGAAUACAGCGUCCAGCCCCGCACCAGGCACAGAAGCAAUACAUCAACUGUAGCGGACUAUGAGACACUAGUGCGUCUGGCUGUACCUUCCACAUCACAUCAGCAUCUCUCACCCGUGCAUCACUCAAUUCACCGGGGUGCACCAAGCCCUCUUCCUGAGAUAGUCUCUGCUUCCCCUCGGCAUCCCGCACAUCGACGAAUCCACAGCACCGACUAUGCGAGCGACACGGGCCAUAUCGACGCACGGAAAGAUGACAGAUACAGGACUGAUCACAGUAUACAUCAACACCGUGGCCAUCCGCCACCUCGCUCACCACGCUAUCCAGCGUACGACGGGCUGAGAAAAGGCGACGACAUUGAUGACUUUGAUGCCUACUCAUACACCAAUGCUCGGGAGCAAUUCGAACGGGACUACCCGGUCAAGCCACGCCCUCACGGACCGAGAUACUCGCUCAGUAACACCGGUGUGGAAGAAAACCUGCAGCGGACAGUGCGGAAAGACCGCCACCAUGGCCCACCCCCAACAUCCCGGGGCCUUGACAAGCUCGGGCGUGAACGGCCACGAAGCUCAACGUAUGGCAAGGAUGACCAUCGGGACCCGCACAGAUCGAAUGAGAAUUUCCAUGAUCAAGCCCUAGUCACCGUCCCUCGAGACUCUGACGCUGAACAUCCCUCCCGACAUGACGAUCGUCGUCGUCGCCGUGCCGAAAGAGCGCGUCACGCGAACGAUCGGGAGCACCUCUAUACAGAAGAUUACCACCCCAAGCUACAUGACGUCGGCCCGCUGGCUACCAUAGGACUUGGAACAGCGGCCUUGGGAGGGGGACACUCCGACAUGUCAGACUUUGAGCACCAUCGUCCGUCACGACGCAAGCACAGACGCUCAAACAGCGAGCAUGACCGCGAUGCCGUUCAGCCCCCAUCGCGCCAGCUUAUAAUUCCAGCCGAUGAAAGAGUCAAGCAAGCCUACCUGGAUCCCACCAAUGCCCGUCGCCACGGUCGAUCGCGACGACACUCUAGGCGGCGGACGCACAGCGAAGAUGCCGACACGUCGGAUGAAGACCUGCGAAACUACAGGCGUGAGCCCGCACGUCAUAGGCACAGCAGCACCGAUACCGAAAGCGACCGUGACCGGAACCGGGUCCGCAGUCGGGUUCGCUCGCACCACAAUCGAGACCGAGACCACUCGCAUGGGCAUCGCUCUUCUCGCUCCCACCGCAUGCUGGAGGAUGGUUACACAACUGAACCGCGACGAUCGCCGCCGGCUGACAUGGCUAUAGAUGACCCCAGAAGACCUAUUGCUGUCGAUCCAGCUGCUCCAAAGGAGCCUGAGGCUCCCCCCAAGGGAAUUCUCAAAGCUCCACGCCAGGCAUUUCCAGAGGAACCUAACCCGGUGAGGGAGGGGGUCGCUCCCCUCAAAGACGCCCAUAAGCAAGGGAUCCCGCCGGGAGCUCGCUGGACAAAGAUCGACAGACGGCUCGUGAACCCGGAGGCAUUGGAAGUGGGCAAUGAACGGUUUGAGGAGCGAUCGGAUUAUGUGAUUGUGUUGAGGGUUCUGAGCAAGGAGGAGAUUCAGCAGUAUGCUGUAAAGACACAGGAGAUCAGAGACAUCCGCCACAAGGAACAGUUGCGCGAGAGACGCAAGUCCAGAGAUGAGACACAACGCCACGGCCGCCGGGGCGAGGAGUCUUCCAGCGACGACGAGGAUGAGGGCGAGGAACAAUCUUGGAAGCAGCUCCAAGCGGCCCCUCCACCCGCACAGCAGAUGUCAUUGCCGUCGCGUCCACGCGCGUCGACCAACUCAAUGCACGAGGCUGAAAUGCCUAGAAUAAGCAACAUUUCUGCUGCGCCGGCAUAA
Molecule: messenger RNA, 2121 nt
Organism: Penicillium digitatum Pd1
Lineage: Eukaryota; Fungi; Ascomycota; Eurotiomycetes; Eurotiales; Aspergillaceae
Source: RefSeq, a predicted model, not a curated record